Messenger RNA from Protopterus annectens (West African lungfish), 6904 nucleotides. It is a transcript of the gene ANAPC7, whose product is annotated as anaphase promoting complex subunit 7. Gene Ontology annotation, biological process: cell division. NCBI's taxonomy places the organism in Eukaryota, Metazoa, Chordata, Ceratodontiformes, Protopteridae. The record is from RefSeq and is a predicted model, not a curated record. Gene Ontology annotation, molecular function: protein binding. The transcript has 11 exons. The coding region runs from base 11 to 1708 and encodes 565 amino acids.
GCAAAGCACAAUGAAUGUCAUUGAUUAUGUGAGAGAUAUGGCAGCGGCUGGGCUCCAUUCCAGUGUCCGAAUACUGAGCAGUUUGUUGCUAACUAUGAGCACCAAUAAUCCUGACUUAUUCUCAUCAACCCAAAAAUACCAGCUUCUGGUGUACCAUGCAGAUUCGUUGUUUCACGACAAGGAAUAUAGAAAUGCUGUUUGCAAAUACACAAUGGCAUUGCAGCAGAAGAAGGCUCUCAGCAAAACAUCAAAAGUGAGAACAUCCACUGGAAAUACCACAACUGCCAUGCAGACUCAGUGUCUUCCAUCUGAGAUUGAAGUAAAAUACAAAAUGGCAGAGUGUUACACAAUGUUAAAACAAGAUAAGGAUGCCAUUGCCAUUUUGGAUGGUAUACCUUCCAGGCAGCGGACACCAAAGAUUAAUAUGAUGUUGGGAAACUUGUAUAAGAAGGCAGGACAAGAGCGAUCUGCUGUAACAAGCUACAAGGAGGUUCUCAGGCAGUGCCCACUAGCAUUGGAUGCCAUAUUAGGUUUAUUGCGCCUUUCUGUGAAAGGUGCUGAAGUAGCAUCGAUGACUAUGAAUGUGAUCCAGAGUAUUCCUAAUCUAGAUUGGCUGUCAGUUUGGAUCAAAGCAUAUGCUUUUGUACACACUGGGGAUAACACAAGAGCGGUUAAUACAAUUUGCUCAUUGGAGAAAAAGUCCUUGUUGAGAGAUAAUGUUGACUUAUUGGGAACUCUUGCAGACCUAUAUUUUAGGGCUGGUGACAAUAAAAAUGCAAUUCUGAAAUUUGAGCAGGCCCAGAUGUUGGAUCCUUAUCAGAUAAGAGGUAUGGAUGUGUAUGGUAACCUGUUGGCACGUGAAGGGAGAUUAGAGGAUGUUGAAAACUUGGGAUGUCGCUUAUUUAAUAUAUCUGAUCAGCAUGCAGAGCCUUGGGUGGUGUCAGGAUAUCACAGUUUCUACAGUAAACGCUACUCCCGUGCUUUAUACCUAGGUGCUAAAGCCAUUCAGCUCAACAGUAAUAGUGUUCAGGCCUUACUGCUGAAAGGAGCUGCACUUCGAAACAUGGGCAGAGUGCAAGAGGCAAUCAUACACUUCCGUGAAGCCAUACGUCUUGCACCAUGCAGACUUGAUUGUUAUGAAGGUCUUAUUGACUGCUAUUUAACAUCCAACAGUAUCCGUGAAGCUAUGGUAAUGGCAAAUAAUGUAUAUAAAACACUUGGAGCAAAUGCACAAACACUUACUCUUUUAGCAACAGUAUGCUUGGAAGACCCAGUGACCCAGGAGAAAGCAAAGGUGCUGCUGGACAAAGCACUGAUACAGAGGCCUGAUUACAUCAAAGCUGUGGUGAAAAAAGCAGAAUUAUUAAAUAGAGAACAAAAAUAUGAAGAAGGCAUCGCCCUUUUGAGGAAUGCAUUAGCCAAUCAGAGUGACUGUGUCCUACAUCGAAUGCUUGGAGAUUUUCUUGUGGCAGUCAAUGAAUAUCAAGAAGCUAUUGAUCAAUACAGCAUUGCUUUAAGUUUGGAUCCGCAUGAUCAGAAAUCUCUUGAGGGAAUGCAGAAAAUGGAGAAAGAAGAAAGUCCAACAGAUGCAACACAGGAGGAAGAUGUUGAUGAUAUGGAGGGCAGUGGAGAGGAGGGAGAUUUGGAGGGAAGUGACAGUGAAACGGCUCAGUGGGCAGAUCAGGAGCAGUGGUUCGGCAUGCAGUGACAAAACCCUGCUAUAACUUCUGAAUGAUACAAGAUGUUGAUUUGUGCAAUUUUCUAUUGUGAUGGAUCAGAUUUGUCUCUCUAUGUGGGAAUGAGGAUUCACAAGACACUUUUUUUAUGGUGAACAGUCAAAACAGAAAUUCUGAAUUAUAUUUAAAGUGAAUUAUUUGAAUAUUUGAAUGUUAGUGGUCAUCUUUGUGAUCAUCUCUUUUUUUUUUUUUUUUUUGUAUUCGAUUAUGGAAAUGAAACUGAAAAAUGUUCUUAAUACAGUGAGUAAUAAGUGCAUUACUAAGUGUAAUGCAGCAUCGUUACCCAUGUGAGUGAACAGUUUAGUGUUAUUGUGCUGCAGAACUGAAGCUUUGUGUCUUUUUACCAUGCGUCAUUUACACAUGUGUAGUGCAGUAUAACAAUGGAGGAGAGAGAAUUUGAACAUGAUCAGUUGUUGUAGAAGGAAAAAUCCAAGUUAACAUCACAAUUUGAAAAGUAAGUAACUGUGAAUCCAUUCCCCUGCCCUGAUAUUGGAUAAUCUGCACUGUUUUAAAAUUGAUGUAGUACAUUUUUAUAUCACUGUUGCAAUAAUUUUAACUACUGUGAUUUCAGCUUCUGAAAGCUUGAUGUCUGUACCUAACUUCCAGAGCUCAGCACCCUCCAGACAAGCGAAAGUUAAGUAGAUGCAGACAAAAAAUGGCCAGUACAAGAAAACAAAAUGGCAGGUAGGCCAAUGUGGGAAUUCUGGUACACUCAGCAUCCCUUAAUCCCCAAGCCACAGCCAUAACUAUUUGGGUCUUAUCUCACUGUGCCAUCAAAACCUCUCCCCAACCCCUGCCCCUCUCCCUUUGAAGAUAGCAGUAAGGGUAACUCGGUGCCUAAAUGUGUUUAAUAUGUGCCUGUUUUGUUUACAUGACAUUUUUAUGUUAAGAUAGCUAUAUUUAAUAAUCUUAUUAUUUUCACAGUUCAUGUCAACUGUUUUGUAACUAUGUUUUUUACAUUUAUGUAAUUUUCGGAGCAUUUCUACCCAGGCCUCUGCUGAAAAUGGGUUUCUAUUCCAGUCAGGCACUCCUGGUAAACAAAUGUAAAAUAAAUAAAAUUGUGAGAUCAUCACAAAAGAUAUAUUGGUUCUGUGUCACAUAUGUCAGGGUUACAGACUUAAUUCAUAAGGAAACUGAAGGUGUCAGUCAUUCUUCCUUUGUCAAAAGACCAAGUACAAGUAGUCUCCCUUUUAUACUUCUAGAGAUGCUACUUCUACAAAUAGCAGAACUUUACCAAAACAGGACCAAAAGCCAGUCCAGAGGCAUAGAGAUAUAAAGCCCUGACUACUGCCCGGGUGCCCUGGGAUCAAGUGGCCUUGGUGACAGUUUUGAUAGGGAAGAUGGGAGUUAGCCAUCCUGUAGGGAAAAGGAGGUGGCUCCCAAUUGACUGUCUACUGCUGCUCCAGUGCAGGGGACAGAGGUCCCACCCCCUGAAAAAUAGGGGCUGGUGUAAACAGGAACAUGUUAUUUGACUACCCAAGCUGGUGACAGUAGCUUUUUGUCCCGCAGCAUGCUUGCUUAGACAUGGGGGAGCAUCGGCAGGCAGGCUUUGUAGCAAUGCAUGUGUGCAUAUCAUCACCAGGGAAAGGGGUUAAAGUAUCACUACAAAAAUGCUGUCAUUUACAUGGAUGCUGGUGGAAGCACAAACAAUCCCAAUUGUAUAACUGGAUGAUGGCUUCCCACACAAGUUUCUGCCCUGAGGGAUCUGAUGAGAAAUCUCUGCCAUCUCGGAACAAAUAAGCCCUAGUCUCAUUGGGAGGACUUGAUGGUCAGCAGACAGAGGGGAGAAAGAGGCCAAAAAAGGACCAAAAGAGGUGGUUCUACUCAAAGACUGUUCCCUGGAGCUUGGAAAUGAAGUCACAUCCCAGACAGACUCGGUAUCUAAAGGUCUCAGGAUUAAAAAUGUUAACUUUGCAGGCCCUUCUAACAGUUGUCUUACCUUAAACCUUGACUGUCAUGUUAGAUCUCAGUAAACCUAACUAAGCAUACCUGUCCACAAGGUAGUAUCACAAGUGGAGGUGGACAGGACCCUGCAUUUCAACAUGGGCUGUUUCCUAUGUCACAGGCUGUCCUUCAACAUUCCCAUAUCAGCCCUCACGUUUUUCAAAAGAGCAACAUUUUUUUUUUGAAGCUCUCCUGGACUCCAACAGCCAAGGGGCUUUGCCAUUCAUUGGAAAAAUGGGAUACUUGGCACAAUAUUUCCACAAGAUAGUACAGGAGAAGAAUGCCAUGGCUGUAGAAUGCCUUAAGGCAACGAAGUACGUGCCUUCCACAUUGCUGAUUGUGCCCAUUACAAGGAUGCACAAGGGAAAAAUGCAAUGUUGCAUAAAAUCCAUUUGAAGCCAGUGCUGUUUGUCCCUAGAAGAGAUUGUUCCUAACAUACCGUACGUUUUGAAGGACCUGGAAUGGCAGUUCACGUGGCUCUGACAGAGCCAAGAGGUGUUCUUCACCCAGGAGCCUUGAGUUCAGAAACUAACCAUGGCUAUUUUUGAUUUAGCCUGGGAGGCAUUCAGAGAAAGUUCAGGACCUUUGGGACACAAAUGUAAAAGAGGUAAUGGUCCUGCUGAAGCACUUACAACCUUCAAACCAAUCUGGUUCAAGCAGAGGUCUUACAGAUGAUAACAGACAAUGCCUCAAUAAUGUUAGUACAUUAAUAUGCAAGGAAGAAACCCAUUCCUACCCUUGUACAGCUUAGCUUUGAUGCCUGGGAGAUAGCGUUGCAGUCACAGAUGACCCUUAAGGCAGUUUGCACUACAGCUGAACUCUUUGGUGGACCAGUUAAGUAGAUCAGUUGUGGAUCCAUACAAAUGGAUGUUAGACCAGGAAUAUUUUCCUCCAGUUGGUACACUAGUGGGGGGCUCCCAGCAAUAAUUCUGUUUGCCUCUCUGAACAGUGAGCAACUGAAGAAGUUCUGCUCAAGAGCACCAAUCAAUGGCUUCUUUCUUAGUGCUUUCCAUCUGAUACUCCUUACCCCCAUGGUAUUCAAAAUGUAUGGGAGGACAGAAGCAAAAGAUGCUCUUGACAGCAUCCUCUUAGCCCAAGCAGUUCAGCUUCUGUCUCCUCACAAAGAUGUCCAGGAAGAAGCCUUGUAAGUGCCUCUGCAAGUGUGACUCCUAUCCCAGAAUAAGGGAGCCCUCAUACACCCCAGUCUGGAGACCGUGCAUCGUAAAGCCAUGAUGAUUUUGAGCCAUUUCCUUGGGGCAGUAAUACACUGACGACAUGCUUAAGUUACUUAAGGUAGCUAGGAAGCCUGCCACUAGGAAGUUCUGCUUUUACAAAUAGAAGAGGUUUCUUCUGAGAUUCCAUAAAAAGAAGUACAAUCUCAGUACAGCAUCAGUAUCCUGAUUCUGUGGUACUCGAGUGAGCCAUUUAAUUCAGGACUGACCUGUACCACAGUAAAGAUGCAUAUUUUAACAGUUUCAGCCUUUCUUUGGAUGCAUAUACCUACUGUCAGUUAAACAUUUUCUCAAAGGAGCUUUGCAUUUGAGACCAUCAAAAAGGAGAAUAGCUCCAGCUUUGGAUUUUGAUUGUCAUAGAAGAAUUGACUCACUUGCCACUUGAGCCCUCAGCCGCAGCCUCUCUCAAUUUUUUUAGCUUGCAAAACUACUUUAUUUCUGGCUGUUACAUCUGGUAGCAGAGUAUUAGAAAUUCAAGCCUUCAUGUGUGUAGAAUCCUUUCUAUUCCUACAUAAGGACAGGGUCUACCUAAGAGCCAGUCUCUCCUUUAUGUCAGAAGUAUUCAUGUAAUUUCUUCACUCAGACUAUUCAAUUACCUGUGUUAUCCCCCAACCUUUGGGGGGGGGUGGAAAUAAGAUUUAUAUAGAAGCAAGUAUAUCUGACAUUUAUAUCUGUUCUCUGUGUCCUAAGGAACAGGUUAAGACUGUGUUCAAGCAAACUGUCUCCAAAUGGCUGGUCCACUGUAUUAUCUUCUGUUAUUCCUCCCAGAGUAAGAAGUUAGAGGGAGCUAAAUGGGUCCAUAGUUACAAAAGCCAUUACAAACUGAACAUGUCUUCCAGGGCAAGAGCUGGGUUUACUAGAUCCAUUUCAUAGACCUUAUAGUGCCACCUUUCCUUUUCUGAUACUUCCCCAUCUGUAUGUGAUCUAGUGACAUUGUAUGGUUGUAUAUUUUUUUUACAUGUUCAUGGAACAGUAAUAAUUCUGACCAAUUCCAGUCUCAGUCUGAUUAUAUGAAUGUAUAAUUGCAGAUGUUCUAAGUCGAUUACUGUUGCAUCACUGCUUCCCUCCCACUGCCCCCUGUUUCUUUGAGCAUCCUGGACGAUGCCCUGUUCCUAUGUUAUCCACCCUUUCCUCUGCCUAUUUACAAGGUCUGAGGCCUACUCAGCUCUGAGUAAACUUGGGAAGCCUUUGUUGUUUCAUACCCCCACCCGCUCAGUUUAGAAUUAGAAGGUUCCUUCAGUCUGAUAGGAAUCCUAGGGCCUUGCACAUUAGUUUUUAGAGAAGAUGCUGUUAUGUCUUUUUAAAAAGCUUUAAAAUGGCAUGGGUGGACAGCUAGUUUUGUGCAGAGAACAUUUUGAUGUCCGUGAUAGGUGGCUUGUACCACACUUGGAGGGUAAGGAUGCUGAUCUCUGGAAGAUAGGCACUGCAUCAGGCUUUUUGGGACUGAAGUUCCAAUAGUGUAGUACUGCAACAGUACUGUACUUGAACCUCUGUUAUGGUAAGUUCUUAUACAGUUGCACUCUGCUCUUCAUGAAGUGGCUGGUUGUAUGCAUUUUGUAACAUCUGUCUCAAGCUUACAUUUAGUCUGAAGCUUACAUUGUACCUAGCAGUGUUUGUUUGAUGAACUGCAUUAUGAUAUAUAAUGUUUAAACUGAUUCUGUCUUUUCAAAACACCCUUGCACCACAUUUCAAGGCAAGACUGUUUUGGUGAAAAUGCAGAUUUCCAAAUCCUUUACACAUCGUAGCCAGUGUUCCUUCUGAAAGCCAGAGACACAAGGCUUGCAUGUUCGUGCAGUACUUCUCAGUAUAUGUGACGACAUGAUGCUGAUCUGAAUUCUGAUUACCACGGAAAUCUCAGGGUCAGAGAGAAUGAUCUUUCAGUGACAGAAACAUACUGGUUGUGCACAUUUUGCCAGUUCAGUGUUUAUUUUUUUUUCUGAAAUAACAGCAUGAUGUUUAACUGCAGCAACCAAUAAAUGAUGGUACAUUUUA